UGAACACCAGUCGGAGCUGAGGCGACAGAAGGAGAAGUAUCCGUUAGAGAGUGGAGAGAAGGUUUUAGAGAGAGUGAUAAACUCUUCUCCAAAGCCAAAGUCAGCGAUAUGGUCAUGUAAUGCAACAAUACCAAACUCAACUCAAAGGUUGUUCCCCGUUCACCCCUUUCGUCUCCCUCUUCGUACUCUACAGAUAUCUCUAGGCUCUAUUCUACUAUUCUUUCAUGUUCCGUGGACAAACGAGGUUUUUUUUUUUAGGCAAUAACAUGGUAAUCUUGAGGUUUAAUGUGUCCUGUUCUUUUUUGGUUUAUGCUUAUGAAUUGAUUUGAUUGGUGUGGUACUAAUAAGUUGCUGAUUUUGGGGAAUGUGGUUUGUAAUUUGGGGUUUUAUUGGUUUGAUUAGCCAAUCUCUAAGGUUUUGAUUGGUGGUUUGGUGAAUCUUUGCUCUUUCUUCAGUCGUACAAUAAAUCUAAAGAGAGGGUUUGGUUUUUGUCAUUCUAGUUUACAAUGCAUCUUUUAGUUCUGGGCCAAUCACCUAUCUCUGUCUUUUUGUUUAGCAAAUGUAUCCCGUCAUUGUUAUUGUCCUUAAUUUGUUGAGAUGGACUGUCUCUGGAGUUUCGAUGCUAUUUUACAUAAAGAUAAUAGUAUUGUAGAAAAAAAAAGUGUUGCAGCAUUUUUAUUUAUUAUUAUUUUUUAUCGGUACUGUUGCUACAGUGUUUUGUUAGGUUAUGAAAUCGCUAGGAAGUCCCUUUCGGCAACAAAUGUGGUACUAUUCAAAUUGCAACAAAAGUUACAAAACAGGUGUUUUGCUUUGCUACAAUACACUACCCACAACGGAAAACACCAAACAAAAGCAGUUGUCAAAUAGGCCCUUAGCUGUCUAUUUGGAUCUGUUUCCCCCUUCAUGUUUUCUUGAUUAAAUACGAGUUCAAAAUUUAAAAUUCUUAAACAGGGUUGGGACUAGGAAUAAAGAAAAGGAAAGAAGCAUAUAAAGUUAACAUUUUCCCCUUACUUUCCUUCUUGUUAUCUUUUUGUUUUCCAUGUUUACCAAACAAGAGAAAGUGAUUUACAUUGCAUUGUCUUUUUGUUUCCCUUAUUAAAUCUGUCAAUCAAAUGGAGUCCUUAUUUGGUGUCAUAAUUUCCUUCAACCCGUGUGGAAAGUAUAUUAUCAAAUUUCUUUGUUGAUGGCUUAGAGAUUACUUGAUGUUGUGAUCCAUUUAGAUGUAGUCUUUCUUGUCUAAAUUGAACUUUUAAAUUUCUUAUUUCUUUUGUUUUUUCUCCACCCAAUGCACAAAUUUAUAUUUAUUAAACUAAAAUAAGAUCAGUGUUUGAUUCUCGAAUGAUAUGCGGAAGUUUGCUGACUAUACAUACAUAAAAAAAACUUCCUGAAUACAUACAUAAAAAAGCAAACUCGUGUGUAUUUUCAUGUUUGUCAUAGCAUUCAAUGUGUAUUCCUAAAUAAUAUCAUAUAUCCACUAAAAUAAUAAGGACAAUACCAAUUUAUUGCUUUCCGUGUGAGUGGCUUCUAUACUUUUUCUAUGUUUUAUCCUUGAUGUUGAAUGCAUAGAAUUGCUUAAAUGGAAGAUCAGCAGGACAUAAGUAAAUGCACUCUGCAGUUAUGGAAUCUAUGGUUGAAGUUGAUGCUGUGACCAAAAUAUAAUGAAAUCGGAGGGUGCAUUACUAUGUUCAAUCUGUUUUUUAUCUCCAGUUAUGAUUUUCUUUUUAACUAUUGAUAUUUAAAUUUCCCUGCAUUUUGGCAUGAGUAACUAGAUCGAUACACAGGGACAUGCUGAAAGCUGAUGGAGAAGAGGAUACUUUUGAUGCUAUAAUUUUAUUUGGAAAGUAUGUUUGUGUUGUUUUUCAUUGAUAUUGUUUUCAGAAUGUCCUAUGCAUACUAGGCACGAGAGGACUAGAUGAUGGAGCAUGCCUUCAAAAAUCUUAUGUCCCAUUCUGUAUUGUCUAUGACCUAGUUAUGAAUAUCAAAGUAGGCGAGUCUUAAUCUUGGAAGUUCUUAUAUCCUGCAACAUAAUAUUGAAUGAAAUGACUUUUAAUAUCGUAGUUGUUAAAUUUACUUUCUUGGUGGUCAAUCUAUAUUUUCUAUGACCUAGUUAUAGAUAUGAAAGUAGACCAGUCUACAUUGUAAGUUCUUAUAUCCUGCAACAUAAUACUGAAUGGAGUGACUUUUUAUAUCAUAGAUGUAAAAUUUACUUUCUUGGUGGUCAUUUUCUUAUGAGCACGUGUUGCUGCAAUUGUUAGCUUCUAGAAAUUAAAAAAUAUAUGUAUGUACUCUUCAAGAUACCAGUUAGUGAGUCACAAAAGUUAUGUUAGAAUUUUAUCAUUAUGUUCAAGCAGCCUCCUAGAUGUUUAUUUGUUAUGAUUGUUGCUUAAUCCAAUUAUCCCUUUAGAGUGUGAUUGAUGAUAUUAUACCAAUAGGAAAACACAUACAUUUAUGCACCCAUCAAUCUUUUCCGCAAGCCUUGUAGGGAAGAAUUUGGGUUGUCUUCAUUAAACUUGCCUUUUUCCUCUUGGUGUGUGUCUUUUACUUGCUUUGAAGUAAGCUCAUGUACUUUUAACUGCUGUCUAGUAAAUGGAAAAACAUGCAGAAGUAAGAUCAUAUAUUCUACUAAAGGCCUUGGCAAGAAGAUACCUCAGGAAGCAGCAGGUGAUCUAUGUUUACUUGGGCUUAUGAUUUAUCAUUCAUGUUUAGCAGCUUGCCAAUGAUUUACCUAUUGCAUAAUUGUAACCAGACCUAGCUUAACAAUAGUUUUCUAGUGUAAAGAAAAUGGGAAUAACCAAGAUAUAUAAAUUAUGUAGUAGAGCUGAUUUGUUUGUGUUUCAUUGUGCUUCAAUUGAUGGCACCUCGAUUGCACUCUUGGGAUGACUGAUGGUAAGUUGCCCGUCUUCCAGAGACUUAUAAACUGAAAUUUUUUAAUGGCAUUGAUACUUGCUACUUUUGGCAAAAUGUCAUAACUUAAUUUUCACACUUAUAAAAAAAGGUCAUAUUUCAUUUUUAGCAUCAGUUAUUAACUGGUUUCAGUUAGAGUGAGUUUAUCAUAAAAAGGAAAAGAACUACUUCUAAAAAUUCAAAAAUACUGAUGUUUUGGUUUAGUUUGUUGUGGGUUCACACUAUGCUAAUUUGCUUUAGAAGUUAGAGAUUUUUGCAGUAGAAAGUGAAUGAAACUGGCUGGGGUUGCCGAAAAUUUGACCUGUUUUUCAAAUUUUUCUAUUUUUAUGAUUUCUUUUUUUUUUUUUUUUUUUUUUUUUACUUUGGAAUGUUAACUUGUUACUGAAUUUGGAUGUUGAUAUUUGAGCAGGUUUAGAUGUGGUUGAUAUUGAAGAUAAGGUUUCUUCACAUGAGGUCACCGAUACUGAACCAAAAGUCUUGCUCCAAAGUCCAGAGUGGUUGUCGGUAUAUCUUACUGACACGUGCGAGUGAAAACAAUUUCAGAAAGCAACAAAUAGCAGCAGUUCCCAGGUGCGGCGUUCGGCGGAAAAAUAUUUAUAUUGAAACAUCUAACAUCUAUAUUUAUACAUAUUAUAUAUGUUCACACGCAUUCCUUAUAUGAAGAAUCAAAAUCAGACUGAACUACCCAAACGUAAAACAUUAAUAAAUGUGUAAACUAGUCUAAGCCAUCAAUAAAAAACCAUACCCUCAUUGCAUCAACCAUUAACAAAUGUUCCCUUUAAACCAUACACAUGGACCUUCCAUGUCCCCCUUUCACACCCCUUAUAAGAUCCCCCACAAGCCCCACUCCUCCCCCUCCCCAGCCAUCCAUACCUCAAGCAACUCCCUUAUUAGCACCAUUUCCCAGUGUGCCCGUGUGUUCACUAUUAUUUUUAACUCUCUCUCUCCUCUCUAUAUAUACACACACACAAACGCACGCACGCUAUACACACACACAUACAUAUCUAAUGGCAACUAGCACUGGCUCCCCUUGUGGUGCAUGCAAAUUUCUCCGGCGAAAGUGUGCCGUGGAUUGCAUUUUUGCGCCAUAUUUUUGCUCAGAACAUGGUCCGGCAAGAUUUGCAGCGAUUCACAAGGUAUUUGGCGCUAGUAAUGUAUCGAAAUUGUUACUUCAUGUCCCCAUGCCUGAUCGUUGUGAAGCAGUUGUGACACUUGCUUAUGAAGCUCAAGCCAGGAUUAGAGAUCCAGUUUAUGGUUGCGUCGCCCAUAUAUUUGCCUUGCAACAACAGGUGACAUGCUUGCAAGCGCAACUGAUGCAGUUGAAGGCUCAGCUGGCACAAAGCCCCGUUGAUUCACAGAAUGUAGGAAAUCAGUGGGCUGGGAAUAUGGCCGGAAUGCAAUCGUUUCUGGGUUAUCCAAGUUACAUGAACUCUGUAUCACCUCAGAGCUCGCUCGAGUCGGUUGAUGUUUGCAUUGAUGGAAUGGGAAUGCAAGAAAUAGAAAGCAGGGAGGAACUUUACACCAAGAAGAGACCUUCACAGUGUGAGUUGGGUGAGCUUCAAGAACUGGCCCUAAGGAUGAUGAAGAAUUGACCAUGGUGUUCUAUACCUUGAUGAUGUGUAUAUAGAAGCUCUGGAGAAACUUGGGAUUAUAAUGUUACAAGCCUGAAUUAGGCAUUUCAUUUGAAGUAUCAAAAAAUCAAUUGCAGAAUGCCAACCAACAACUAGGAUGUUGAAAUUUGGAAACUCUCUCUCUCUCUGUGUGAGGAGUAGUUUAGUUACUUUAGUACUUAAUGAGCGACAAUAAUUAGAAGCACACUCUGUGUUUGACAUUUCAAAAGGAAAACAUUGGAGUUUGGAUCAUCUUGAAUUGUUUUCUGUUUUUCACAUAAUAUCAAGUUCAGCUCACUCUCUCUCA
Molecule: messenger RNA, 4821 nt
Organism: Cornus florida
Lineage: Eukaryota; Viridiplantae; Streptophyta; Magnoliopsida; Cornales; Cornaceae
Product: LOB domain-containing protein 16-like
Exons: 3
Coding region: 3696-4496 (266 amino acids)
Biological process (GO): hormone-mediated signaling pathway; positive regulation of DNA-templated transcription
Cellular component (GO): nucleus
Source: RefSeq, a predicted model, not a curated record